AUGUCCAGCUCUACCCCGUCUUCCAUCGGCGGCGCCGGUGACACGCCGUGGCAGACCGCGUCGGCCAUCGUGGGUCGGCCACUGCCCGUGUCUGGCUCGCACGUCCUCACGAUCGAUGGGUACUCCGGCACCAAGGACCUCGCCAACGGCAAAGGCAUCACGUCCGAGACGUUCGCCGUCGGACGCCAUCGCUGGUACAUCAGGUACUUCCCCGAUGGUUAUUCCUCAGGCGAUGUUGGCUGGAUAUCCAUCUAUCUCCAUCUUGUUCCAACCGACGACGCUGAUGAAGUCAACGCACGGUACGAGAUCAGCUUGCUCGGCCACGACGGGGAACAGGUGCCGUCGUACGGCACGGAGAGCCAGACAUGCCGCACCUUCUCCAGCAACACGGGGCCAUGGGGCUGUCCUCAACUCAUCACCAGGAAGGACCUAGAAGAAUCGGUUUACCUCAAGGAUGACGUUUUAAGCAUCAGGUGUGAAGUCACCAUGCCCAGGGAGAUCUUUACGGAGCACGGAGAGCCUCCGCCGUCCGACAUGCGCCGUCAUUUUGGCCGGCUCCUCUCUGGCGGCGAGGGCGCGGAUGUUGAAUUUAAGGUCGGCGGGGAGACCUUUUCUGCGCACAGGUGCGUGCUUGCUGCUCGAUCCUCGGUGUUCAGGGCGCUGCUCCUUGGACCGACGAAGAUGAACCACGGCGCUUGCAUACGGAUCAGUGGUAUGGAAGCUAGAGUGUUUAAGGCUAUGCUCCAAUUCAUCUACACCGAUUCACUGCCGGACAUGGAAGAAGAUGACGUGGUACUGAUGACUCAACAUCUGAUUGUAGCAGCCAAGAAGUAUAAUCUCGAGAGGCUGAAGUUGGUUUGCGCCGAGAAGCUGUGCAACUACAUGGACAUGGAUUUUCUAACAGACCCAACAAGUGGUGGAGCCUCGUCCACCGUUCUAUUAGCCAUGUCCAGCUCUUCGCUGUCUUCCGUGGGUGGCGCCGGCGGCUCGCAAUGGCAGACCGCAUCGGCCAUCGUGGCACGGCCACUACCUGUGUCCGGUUCGCACAUCCUGAAGAUCGACGGCUACUCCCGCACCAAGAACCUCGUCACCGGCAAAGGUAUCAAGUCCGAGACGUUCGUCGUCGGACGCCAUCGCUGGUACAUCAGGUACUUCCCCGACGGCCACUCGCCAGGCCAAGCUGGUUGGAUAUCCAUCUAUCUGUAUCUUGUUGACACUGCUGGUGUCGACGAAGUCAAUGCACGGUGCAAGAUCAGUUUGCUUGACCAGGACGGUGAGCCCGUGACGUCGCACGGCCUGGACAGCCACACCUGCUUCACCUUCUCUAGCCAGUCGGGACCAUGGGGCUGUGCUCAGCUCAUCACCAGAAAGGACCUGGAGGAAUCAGUUUACCUCAAGGAUGAUGGCUUCAGUGUCAAGUGCGUGCUUGCCGCUCGGUCGUCAGUGUUCAUGGCUGAGCUGUUUGGUCCGAUGAAGGAGACGACGGAUGCCUGUGUAACCAUCUCUGACAUGGAGGCCGAAGUGUUCAUGGCAAUGCUUUACUUCAUCUACACUGACUCGCUGCCCCCCAUAGACGACGCCGAGGUGGUCUCGAUGGCUCAGCAUUUGCUUGUUGCGGCUGACAGGUAUAACCUGGAGAGGCUGAAGUUGCUCUGCGUGGAGAAGCUCUGCAAGCACAUGGACGCAAGCACUGCAGCGACUUCGUUGGCGCUGGCUGAACAGCAUUCGUGCCGCGGGCUCAAGGCCAUAUGCUUCAAGUUCCUUGCGUCGCCGGGCAAUAUCCUGAAGGCUGUCGUGGCCAACGAUGGCUUCGAGCAUGUCAGGAGCAGCUGCCCGUCUGUCCUCAAGGAGCUUGUGUCUAAACUUGCUCCUUGA
This is a messenger RNA of Lolium rigidum, 1875 nucleotides long. Its product is annotated as BTB/POZ and MATH domain-containing protein 1-like. The record is from RefSeq and is a predicted model, not a curated record. Gene Ontology annotation, molecular function: protein binding. The transcript is spliced from 3 exons. NCBI's taxonomy places the organism in Eukaryota, Viridiplantae, Streptophyta, Magnoliopsida, Poales, Poaceae. The coding region runs from base 1 to 1875 and encodes 624 amino acids. Gene Ontology annotation, biological process: protein ubiquitination.